AUGCGUCCGAAGUCACCGUUGAUUCGUUGGUAUCGGCGUCCAGGCGCCCGCUGCCGCCGCCUCAACGCCGUGGCCAGCCUUGCAGCCAUGCCGUUCCAGCACUCCCAUGGCACUGCUGCCUCGACGCAGCUUCUGUCGGCCUCGACCAGCGAGCUCAGCAAGUCCGGCUUUUCUGCGUUUCCUCCUGCCAUCGCGAGCAAGUCGGCGCUGGCCGACCCGUCUUCCAAGUCGCACUCCGACCAGCGAGCUUCAUCCACAGCCCCUGCUCGCAAACAGCACCACGUUUCGUUCAAGGAAGAUUCUGAGCCAUCCGCAAAGAACGCAAAGCAGAGCGGCCGCAAUCAACGCGUUUCUCAUUCGAGCUCUCGUCCAGACACAAGCGAUCUCAGGGACAGAGCAUCCGAGCAUGGCAGCUCUCGCCAUACUGCUUCGCGAGCUUCCUCUCGUCAAAGCCGUCGCGACGCAAGCGAACCCGAAUCGUCCAAAUCCGUGGCCAGCGAGGGUGCACCGAGCACCUCUUCUCGUCAGCGAAGGUCUCGCCACCGCUCCGACAAACGCCCAGAACGGUCGCACACUCCUGCUUCUGACCACGCAGCCAAGUCGAACACGGAAGAUGCGGGUCCUUCAAAUCCCCGCCGAGCGCCUUCUUCCAGAUCAGAGACGUCCACCUCCCCACACAAAAGAGACGCCAGGACGAAAGACGGGAGCAGCUCUGGAAAGCGCAGCCGACAGCCUUCGACACAGGGAGUACUCCCCGACCUCCGUGGGCCGGAAGCAUCCAGAUCCGAAGCGGGCUCACGCUCCCAUCAUUCGCACUCCAGCCGCCGGGACCGGUUUGCCCUCGCUCACGACGCUCGAAGUAUGCCUGGAGAAUCUUCGACCAGUCGAUCCAGCCGUCAGCUGUUCGAUCCGAGACGCGACGAUCCUGUCAAGUUCGCAUCGCAGCAGAGAGGCCACGGCGAUGCUCGUCCAAAUCCCGGUGCUCCCUCCCCUCAGCUCAACCAAGGACCCUCCUUUCAGCCCCAAAUUUUAAUGCGGAAGGAGCCCUCCAGCACCUCGAGCGGCAGUCAUCUCGGUCGUAGUCCCGUCAUCCGACCGUCUGUGUCCAAUAUGGCUCUGCGAACAGACCUGUCUGAUCCCAAGGCGCUCCAAGCCCACAUCGCUGAAAUCAAGAAAGUGUACCGAUCGCUGUCAUCCAUGGAAGCUAAUCUUCAAGAAUUGCAUCAGGCCGAGUUGGACAAAGCGCGACAAGGCAUGGCCGACUACACCCCACCAGAUACGCAGGAUGCCUCCUACUGGAUCGCCAUGAUCAGCAAGCAUCGUCAGCUAGCAGAGUUGCACUCCUCCUUUUUGGAAAUGUCUUGCCGGCCAGAGCUACCACGUGAACUUCAGCAGCUGGCCGAGGUUCGAAACAUACCAUCACGCUUGUGGCAAACGGCAUUCCAUCUCAUGCUCGAGAGCCUCCGCGCCAGCCUCUCUUCGGACCACCACCUGCAAACCAAACAGCGCAGGAGCGAGCUUCUCGAUCAUCUCACCGAAUUCAUUUACUAUGCCUACUCCUUCUACUCGGCCUUGCAGGAAUCGGAGCAGUACAAAAGCAUGCGUAGGGCAUGGAUCGAGAGUCUCGGCGAUCUCUCGCGCUAUCGCAUGGCCGUGGCGGGAUUGGCGUCCACCAUGGCUCUCGACGACGGAGAAGAAAAUGUUCGCAACCCGAGCGACAGCACCACGUUACCUGUCGACGCACGUAUCGACGACGACGAUAGUGACUCGGAAGGGCAAGCAGACGAUUCCGUGGAUCCCAGCCUAGCAAAUGAUUCGGAACACCACGCCCGCCAUCGGCUACAGCAUCACGUCGAGGAAAGCGCAGAACCUCGCAGACGCUACAACGCCGACGCUCGAGUGGACGCUGCACCGGCGAACGAAUUCGACAAAGCUAGCAUUGGUUCUGCAGCUCUUGGAGAUUGGGAGUGGACCGAGAAGGAAACCUGGCGUCAGACCGCUAAAGGCUGGUAUGCUAUGGGCAUCACAGAGACUCCCAACAUCGGAAGACUUCAUCACCAUCUCGGUGUUCUCAGCCGCGGCGAUAAUGAUCUCAGGGCUCUCUACCAUCUUACCAAGAGUCUCAUUGCCGCCAAGCCCUUCGCGUCGGCUAGAGACAGCAUCCUCACGCUUUUCAACCAGGAGCGACAGGCUCGUCGCGUGCGGCGAGACAGCUCGAUCGAGGAACUCUUCCUCCACCUUCACGGCAUCCUUAUCACUCGCGUACAGCUCGACGAUUUUGACCCCGUGUUUGAUCGCCUGAUGGCAAAGCUGACCAGGCUGCUGGAGCAGCAGGGCCCGGCGGGAUUACCACAAUCUGUAUGGACCAUGAUGGGCGCCGUCAACAUCGCGGGUCUCUAUCAGUAUGGAGCCGAUGACUCGGUUCUAGCGGAUCUGCUUUUGCAACAGUCCAACCAAUCGGGGGCGCGGCAGAACAAGACGCAUCGAUCCAGGGUCAACGCACCGACGGCGAUACUAGUGAGCUCGAACUUGGCAAAGACGGACGACAACUUCCUCAGCGAACUGCCAAGAGACGCCGAGUGGGACGAUCCCAGUGACGAUGAGUCAGAGGCCGGCGAAGAUAUUCAGAUGAUCUCCUUGGAGGCAAAGGGCGGCACUGAUGAUCAGGAUGCAGCUGAGGAGCUGCCUCAUGUUCUGGAGCGUGCUGCUGUGCUCUGUUUCGGCAUGCAAUCGCUCACCUUUGACCUUUCGAGCGCCGACGCCGCCUUUCGAUCCAAUCCCUACAACACGACGCUCAGCACAUUCCUGGUCUCCCUCUGCCAAUCCAAGAAGGCGUUCAGAAUGCUGGAGCGCUUCAUUCCUUGGCACUAUUGGCUGAAGCACAUCGAGGCGUCGAUCUCUCUGACCGAGCGCAACUGGCCUAAAUGCCUUUCGAGUUCGUACAUCACAGCGCAGCUGCUGCUUCCCGAGGACUUUUGCCUGCGUGGCAUCCUCGGCUUAUCGCGUCACCUAUAUGAUCGAAACCUUUGGCGGAACGCAGUCAAUGAUGGUGCCAUUGCAGCACCACAGGGCUUCGACAACGAGGUAGAGGUGCUUGAUGCCGACGAUGCUGAGCUGUACACGCGGACAGAGUCGGCAUGGCGCAUCGCAGCUUCUCGCAGAAAAGACGGCGGCGAUGCACCGACGUCGCUGGACACGGUUCGGGGAUACCGUCUUGCUUUUGUUGCUCGAAAGCUGGCCAAGGCAGCUCGCGGAUUCGAUCUGGACACCAAGUCUUCGACGUUGUCUCUGUCCAAGAUGCUGCUUGCUCGACUGACGAGGCGCAAGUUGGAGGAGGAACAGCUUGAGCUCGAGCGUCGUAUCCGGGAGCUUCAGUUGGUUGACUCUGUUAUGAGCGCUGCUACGGCACGCACAGAAGAUCAAGGUGUUGAUUCCGAGGACGAUGACGAUUUCGACAGUGACUGGGACUCGGACUCUGACAUUCGUCGAGGCAACGUCGUACCAGCAUCUACACACGAGAUUCUCGCAAAGUCUGACGCUGAAGGUCUCACCGAGGAGAUCAAAGCUCUGCAUGCUCGUAGGUGCUAUCUCCAAGACGUGCUUAAGAGCGUCGGUCAGAAGCUCUCGGGUCAACGCCCAGGUCAAUCCAAACAGACCAAGGGAAGCGAAGCAGUAGAGGGCCAGAAGAACGCCGUUGCUCAGGCAAAUGCAAGCGACGAUGCUGUACCGGGCUACACUGUCCUUGUUGUCGACACCAACAUCAUCGUAACGCCGGGUCAGGUCAUUGCGCAGCUGAUCGAAUCGCGACGUUGGACCGUCAUCGUUCCGCUGGCCGUCAUCACAGAACUCGACGGCUUGCGUCGCAACGACAACGAGCUCGGGAAGGAAGCCGAACGUGCCAUCCAGUUCUUGGAGUCGCGCAUCAAGAGUCACGCCAAAUACGUCAAGGUGCAGACGAGUCGAGGUAAUUAUCUGAGCGAUCUUUCGUGUCGAUGCGAGGAUAUUGACUUCACCUGGCAGGGCACGGGAGGUGCACAUACAACAGCAGCAGUGACGCCGGACGGAUCGCCUAGGUUGGAUGCUGCCGGUGCGGGCGACACAAAGUCGGUUGCAGCCAGGAAUGUCGACGAGGUCAUCCUGCGAAUCCUAGCAUGGCAGAAGGAGAAUUUUGUCGACCGUCGCAAUCUGUUGCAGACCAACAGCGGUGAAAGUGGGGAGAUCUUGCCAGCAUCAACGCAGAAGAGCGUGCUGCUGACGCUGGAUCGGAAUCUCCGUAUCAAGGCCAAGAGUCGUGGGUUGCCCAGCUUGGACGCGAAGGGCGCGGCUCGUCUUGUUGAUCUUGCUGCGUCGACCUGA
Molecule: messenger RNA, 4356 nt
Organism: Pseudozyma hubeiensis SY62
Lineage: Eukaryota; Fungi; Basidiomycota; Ustilaginomycetes; Ustilaginales; Ustilaginaceae
Exons: 2
Coding region: 1-4356 (1451 amino acids)
Biological process (GO): nuclear-transcribed mRNA catabolic process, nonsense-mediated decay
Cellular component (GO): telomerase holoenzyme complex
Molecular function (GO): telomeric repeat DNA binding; protein binding; telomerase RNA binding
Source: RefSeq, a predicted model, not a curated record